This is a messenger RNA of Aphidius gifuensis, 4976 nucleotides long. It is a transcript of the gene RecQ4, whose product is annotated as ATP-dependent DNA helicase Q4. The record is from RefSeq and is a predicted model, not a curated record. The transcript has 3 exons. The coding region runs from base 415 to 4974 and encodes 1519 amino acids. Gene Ontology annotation, biological process: double-strand break repair via homologous recombination. Lineage: Eukaryota; Metazoa; Arthropoda; Insecta; Hymenoptera; Braconidae. Gene Ontology annotation, cellular component: cytoplasm; nucleus; chromosome. Gene Ontology annotation, molecular function: 3'-5' DNA helicase activity; ATP binding; nucleic acid binding.
CUCACUCUCUCUUUCCAAAAAACCAUCCUAAAAUUAUAACUAUAAAAAAAAAAAAACCCUAGAAGUCAUAUUUUUUCUAUUUUAAAACAAAUGAUGUUAAUAAAAGGCUAAUUAACAAUUUGUUAUUUUAUUAUUAUAUUAUUCAACAAUGCAAAAUCUUAUUAAUGCAAAAACUUUUCCCCACCUAAUUUAACGUUCAUCCAUGUUUAGGCGGGAUAACAUCAAAGAGAAAAAGAGAGAACAGCAUUACUCAAAGAGAGAAAAAGAGAGAGAGUAAAACAUCUCGUCAAGCAGAUGUUUUAAUGUCAUCCACUGAUCAUGUCGUCACGAUUUUAGUUAAAUUGUUUAGCAUAAUUCAUAAAAUAAAGUCAAUUUAAUAUACUAAUUAAUUUGAUAAUAAUAAAAAUAUUAAUCAUGGAAUUUUUAGAAAACCCAAAUAUUAAAAAUCGAUACAAUAAGUACAAGUAUAGACUAAAAAAAUGGGAAAAUGAAUUUAUGGAAAAGUAUGGGAGGCCCCCAAGCAAGAAUGAUUUUCAUAAAGCAGAUGCAGUUGUUAGAUAUGCUUAUAAUAAAUACUGGAGUAUUAAAACUCAGGCACUUGAUGAAUCACUUUGUGAUAUAACAUUUGAUGAUGAAAGUCAAGCAAAUGUAUCAGCAAAUAUAACAUUAAAUGACAUGGAUACAACAUCAGUUAAUGAAGAUGAUAAAACAUCAAAACUUGAUGAAUCAAAAAUUGAUAAUGACAAUAAUUUAGAAACAAAUACGAGCAUGAAUAAUUCUCUUGAUAAAUCAAUUAAAAAUGUAGAAAAUAUUGCUCCAAUAACAACACCAAUAAAAUCACCAGUAAUUAUUGAUACAAUAAAUAUUGAUGGAGCAUGGGGUGAACAUUUAAAUAAAGACAAUCAAAUAUCAACAAAUAAAAAAUCACUAUCAAUAACAAGAUCAUCAUCAUUUCAAUUGUCACAAAAAAAAUUUAAUUCUGGAAGUUUUAUCAAGAGAAAUCCUCGUAAAAGUUUAUUAAUGAAUAGAACAAAAAGUAAAAUUGAUUUAAAUUCAUCAUCAACAUCUCAAAAUGAUAUUAAUAAUACUGAUAAAAAUGAUGAAGAUUUUGAUAAAUCAAUAUUUGGUGAUGGCAUUAAAAUAAUUGAAAAUGAAAAAAUUAAUUCUGGUCAUUCAGUUAAUACAAUAAAUCGUUUGUUAAAUAAUGAAAAGUCACUUAUCUUGGAUAGAAAAAUUAAUGCUGGUUGGCUUGAUAGAUGUGCUAAAGAAAAUAAUUUAGAGCCAAUUGUUACAAACUCCAAGAGGCUAUCUGCUACAAGUGAUUCUGGUAUUGACACAAUGGAUUCACCUCCAGAUUUUCAAAAAUUAACAACUGAAAAUAAAAUUGUUAAUCCAAUAAUAUCAGAUGAUGAUGAAGAUUAUGUUUGUAACAGUGAUUCUGAUGAAGAGCACAGAAAAAAAAGAACAAGAAAUUGGAGAAAAACAAUGUCUGAUAAUAUUUUAAAUAAAUCAAAAAAAAUAUGUACUGGAUUGUCUUCAACAAAUUCACAAAAUUAUAAUUCUCCAGUAACAGCUUUAAUUCAAAAACCAAUUACUCAAAUUCAAGAUAAUAAUCAAACUAUUGAAAAAAAAUUAAUAGCAAUAAAUAAAAUUGAUGAAACAAAAAAAAUUGAAGAGAAAAUAAUUAUUGAAAAUGAAAAACCUACAAGUUCUAGACCAUCACGUUCAACAGAGGAUAAAAUAAUUGAUGAAAAAUUAACAACAAUUGAUUGUAAAAAAACAAAUGAAGAAAAAAUAAUUAUUGAAAAUGAAUAUGACUAUAAUGAAGAAGAAGAAAAAGAUGAAGAAGAAGAAGAAGAAAAACCUAAAAGAAAAUCAACAAGUACAAGAACAACACGUUCAACUAAGAGUAAAGUUAUUGCUAAAAAAAAAUCACCAACAGUUCGUAAAACAACAACAAGAAAAACAACAAGAUCAACUAGAAAAAAAAUUGAAUUACCAAAAGAUGAUGAUAAUGAUGAUGAUGACGAAGCAUCUGAUAAAGAUCAUGGUGAAAUUGAUAAAAUUAAAAUAACAUCAAAUGGUCCUGAAUUACCAAUUUAUGGAAUUGAAUCAUUUGAUGUUGUACCACGUUUUUCAAUUCCAACAGAUACAAAUGGAGAUCUUGUUUCUGAAUUUUCAAAAACAAUUGAUAAUAAUGAUACAUUAACUUUUAAAAAACCAAUUGAAAAAAAAAAAUUAAGUACAAUGAGUGAUAAAGAAAAACUUGAAGCUAAAAUUGCAUCUGGUAAAAUUAAUGAUAAUUUUGUUAGAAUCAACUUGAAGAAAAAAAUAUAUUCAAGAGGAAAAAAAUCCUUUAAUUUUUCUAGAUAUAAAAAAAAUCAAUGGAAACAUAAAAAGCUAGAUUUAGCAUCAAGUGAAAGUGCUUUAGAUUUAGCAGAUCUUGCUGAAAAAAAUUCAUGUUUUAAAUGUGGUGAAAGUGGUCAUGUAUCACGUCGUUGUCCAUCAAUGAAAAGUGAUGAAUUAAUGCCUCUGGAUGAGGAUGAUUCAUCAGAUUUUUUAACACUAGAAGAAGCUGAAUUACAAGCAAAUAAAGAAUCAACAAAUAAAAAUAAUGAAACAGAAAUAUUGCCAAAAAAUCAUGAUAAUUGUGAUGAGCAUGAUUUUGAAUUUAAUGAUGAUGAUUUUGAUGAAGAAUUAGAAGAAGAAAAUAGUGAAAAAAAAAUAGUUGGUCAUAAAAUUCCAGCAGAUUUAUUAGCAAAACUUUUACCACCAAUAAAUGGUGCAAUUGAGCCAUUAUAUUCUGCCGAAGAUGAUGGAAAAAUAAUUGAUACACCAAAGGAAGUAUUUGAUACACUUAAAAUGUUUGGACAUGAAAAAUUUCGACCAGGACAAGAAAAAGCAAUAAUGAGAAUAUUAUCUGGUCAAUCAACACUAGUUACACUAUCAACUGGUUCUGGUAAAUCAUUGUGUUAUCAAUUACCAGCAUAUUUAUAUGCAAAAAGAUCACAUUGUAUUACACUUGUUGUAUCACCAUUAGUAUCACUUAUGGAUGAUCAAGUAACUGGUGUACCAAAUUUCCUACGUGCUGCAGCAUUACAUACUGGUCAAACAUCAAAAGUACGUGAAAAAAUAAUUGAAACAAUUAAAAAUGGUGAGCUAGAUAUAUUACUUGUUUCACCAGAAGCAAUUGUUGCUGGUGAAAAAUCAAGUGGUUUUGGUGCUUUAUUACGACAAUUACCACCAAUUGCAUUUGUAUGUAUUGACGAGGCACAUUGUAUAUCACAAUGGUCACAUAAUUUUAGACCAUCAUAUUUAAUAAUAUGUCGUGUAUUAAUUGAAAAAAUGGGUGUUAAAACAAUUCUUGGUUUAACAGCAACAGCAACAAAUAGUACAGCAACAAGUAUUGUUGAACAUAUACAAAUUCAUGAUGGUUUAUCUGGUGUUAUUGCUGAUAUACCAAUGCCAAAUAAUUUAAUUUUAAGUGUAUUAAAAGAUGAUCAAAAAGAUCAUGCACUUGUUGAUUUAUUAAAAAGUGAAAGAUUUAAAAAUUAUAAUUCAAUUAUUGUUUAUUGUACAAGACGUGAAGAAUGUAUGAGAAUUGCUGGUUAUUUACGUAUUUCAUUACAAAAUACAAUUGAUAUUAAUAAACCAAAACCAAAAGCAAAAGUAUCACAAAUAUGUGAAGCAUAUCAUGCUGGUAUGGCAGCUGGACGUCGUAAAGUUAUACAAAAAUCAUUUAUGAAAGGUGAUAUUAAAAUUGUUGUUGCAACUGUUGCAUUUGGUAUGGGUAUUAAUAAAUCAGAUAUACGUUCAGUAAUACAUUAUAAUAUGCCACCAAGUUUUGAAGAUUAUGUACAAUCAGUUGGUCGAGCUGGUCGUGAUAAUUUACCAGCACAUUGUCAUUUAUUUUUAAAUCCAAAAGAAGAUAGUGAUAAAUGGGAAUUACGUCGACAUAUUUAUGCAAAUGGUGUUGAUCGUCAUUCAAUUCGUCGUUUAUUACAAAAAGUAUUUGUACCAUGUUCAUGUAGAGAAAAUUCAUUAAAUAAAUCCAGUCGUUGUCCUGGUCAUGAAGUUGCAUUUUCAAUUGAUGAAACAGUUAAAACACUUGAUGUUAGUGAAGAAACAAUAUCAACAUUAUUAUGUUAUUUAGAAUUACAUCCACGUAAAUUAGUUACAAUUUUAUCAUCAGUAUAUAUUACAGCAAAAGUAUCAAGUUAUGCUGGUCCAAAUGCAUUAAAAAUAGCAGCACAAUCAUCACCACCACUUGCAAUGGCAUUUGCUAUGGAUGCUAAAAAAGGUAUAACACAUGAAAAUGAUUCAAUUAUUGAAUUUCCAGUUGUUGAUAUUGCUGCUGCUAUUGGUUGGGAUAGUGGUGUUGUUAAAAGUCAUUUAAAAAAUUUAGAAUGGACAAUUGUUAAUGGUAAAUCAAAACGUUCACCAAUAUCAGUUAGAUAUGAAACACUUGGUUUACGUGUAAGAGCACCUGGUGAUUUAACUGAUACUGAAUUAGAUGAUGCACUUGAAACACUUUAUCAACGUACACAAUCACAACAAAUUUCAGCUUUACAUCAACUUGAAGCAAUACAUGCUGCAUUAAAUAAAUUUAGUCAUAAAUCAAUUAAAACAUGUAUGGAAUUGAAUGAUGAUACAAUAGAAAAAUCAGAAAAUUUAAAGAAAAUAAUACGACAAUAUUUUCAAUCAGAUACACCAUUAUCAAUUAUUGAUAUUGAAGAAACUAAAAAAUCAAUACCCAAUGAAUCACAAAUUAUUGCUGAUGUUAGAAGUUUAAUUUGUAGUUAUAGAGAUAAUAAUUUUACUGGUAGAGCUAUUGCUAGAAUAUUUCAUGGUAUUCAAAGUCCAAAUUAUUCAGCACUUACUUGGUGUAGAUGUAGAUAUUGGAGAGCACAUUUACAAACUGAUUUUGAUAUUAUUUGUCAAAUUGCAACUAAAGAAAUUCUUGCUAUGCGUUGAUA